ACCCUGCGACCUGGUCCCAGUUCACGGACGAUACAGUAGCCGGUCGGCCCAAAACCUGCAGCAGGCUGCAGUCCAGUUGGAUUUUCGUCGUUCGUCGUGGUCUAGCGGUCCGACAAGAUCCCCUUCGCCAGAGGUUGUCUGAACAGGCGGGCGGGCGUGCAUGUGACGUCUGACCGUUCGUUUUAGCACAUUCUUACAAACUCCUCCCGAAGGGAGUUCAGCAACGACCGAUAAUAGAGCUCAUGGAUAGGAUGCAACUCGAUCUCCACCGCCCAUGGUGGGCUCCGAUCCAAGGGCUGCGUUCGAGCUCGUGGGGGUAGACAGGUAUGCUGGUCUACGAAGAGCAUGCGUACUUUGAAUGCAAACGGCGAUUACCAAAGCUUAGUACCCGCUUAAACAGCCUUACCUGCUCGUAUCAGCGAGGAACUUAUGGUUUCCCGCCCGAUCAGGCGGGCGGGGAGGUUUGCAUAAAAGGGCGCAGAUGAAUGAAUGGAGCUCAUGAAACUUGCUCCUCGGUCUCCUCACGGACCUACUCCGAUCUGCUCUGCAACUGGAUCGGAUGCAGAGUGCAUAAAAAAGUUUGAGAUUGCAGCCGACUUCGUGCGGUCCUUUUCUGUAUUGAAGAGCAGAAGUGUUUCGUGCCCCCACCAUCCGCCUUGCAGUCACUCUGGCGUGGUGACGAUGUUGUGAUCGUUCGUUGGAAAGGAGUCGUGAUCCACAGCUGCCGUUCGUUCCUUGAGUUCUGCCUGAGGCUGGUCGGUCGGGAGUUCUUAAAGGCUUCCUACGACAGACGAAUUGCGUGAGCGCUCGUAGACUGCUAAAACACAGCGAUGAUGGGAUUGACCAAGCACGGAAGUGCUCAUUUAGGAGCGCUUUCCACCGUGCAUUCGACGUUGCCUUCUCGUCGUUCAGACUUGGACUCUGCUAGAGCGGUGCCGCCCGACAUGAACGGAUCGGCGGGGCUCGAUCCCAAGCGAGGGAAAAGCCCCGACGCCGUCGACGCUCUGCCCACUCACAUCAUCGAAAAGAUCGUAUCAUUGAUUCCCUUUCCAUCGCUGCUCACGGCUCGCGCGCUGUCGAGCUACUGGUUCUCGAGCUUCUCGUGGGAGCCGCCUCAUUAUUCAUCGCUCCAGGAGCAGGUCCGGUCCGUGUCCAGAAACUGGACGACCUUCUGCCCGACGUUUGUCACCAAGGAUCACGAACUCAUAGGCUUCGACAAAGUCCGGCAGCAGUGGACGAGCCUGCUUCCGCUCACAUACUUCCCGCUUCAGAGUAGCGUCUGUCAGUUCUCGGGUUACGGCAGCUCGCUGGAGGGCCCUCUGCUGUGCGCCAACGUCAAUGCCGGGAGCUGCUGCUCGCUUCUUGAAACGUACUUCAAAGUCGACCUGUUCAUCACGAACGUCAUCACGCGAGAAUGGAAGAUUUUGCCACCACGUCCGGUCAUGCAGCACCCCACCCACGUCCAGGUCCUGCCCUCUUCGACCGCAGGAGGCUACAAAGUCCUGACGCUCACGCAUCCCGUCUCGUCCGAAUUCGAAGAGGGCGGAUCAGACCUGAUCCAGAUCUACGACUCGGGCCGGGACGCCUGGGAGCUCGUCCCGACGGACGUCACCAGCUCAUACCUCGAGGAUCUGGGCGGCGUUUUUCUGAACGACAAGUAUUAUGUUCUGUACAGGAAUGAAGAAAUCGCCGGCCUCGGCCGGAACGUGGUCAUCGAGCACAUAACGGUGUAUGACGUCCACGGAGGGCUGUGCAGGAGGAUUGUUCUGGACUCUCUGCCUCUGAAUCCCGGCAACCUGGACUACGAGUUCGGGAUCGUCAAGGUGACGGGCUCGGUGAUGUUGGUGGUGGUGGCGAACUCGUUGAGUGUGGACGAAGAGCACUCGGCUUGCCCAAUGCAUCACCACAACUUCGGUGAGAUGGCCAUCCGGUGCGUCUCGGCCAACAGCAUCAUGGUGUUCGAGCUGAACCCGGAGACCGGAGAUUUCAAGCCGGUGGCCACCGGGCCUCCCUGUCUGGCGAAGAACGUCUCCGUCGAUCAGAUGAUCGGUCACGAGUCGCGCAUCUACUUCGCGGGAUGCGUCCCGCACUCCUCCGUGCUGUUCUACGACCUCCAACAAAACCAGUGGGGCUGCCUCCCGAAGCCGAUGGUCGGAGUCUGCUCGUCGCACAGCAUCGCCUACUGCUUUGCUUUCGAGCCUGGCCUGGAUCCGUUCGUUCGAGUGUGACGAGUGCACCGCUUCGAUCUGCCUCCAUCGACCCGCAUGGGCCGAAAUCUGCGAAUUCCUUCCUGCCUCUGGGAGUUGCCACGAAGUCUAGCUGCAUACUGUACUGGUAUUUUUAUCUGCCGUAUCAUUCUAUUCAUCCGUAUAUGAGAAUCAUCUACUCUACGUAUACACGGUUCACGUAUAUCUCCAGUUUCAUGAGUUUGAUCCCUCUUGAUUAAAUAAUGUACGCUUUUCUCGAGGUUUUUCCUUCAUCGUUUAUGAAUGAUCCGAAGAACUAUGUGUUGAAUUGAAAUUUGAUGUUAGACUCCUUCAGCGCAAGAGAAUUUAAAAUUGCUGGACUUAUCGGUGGAAUUUAAGACCUCCGGGAGAUCGAGAUUGGACAUUGGAGUCAAAUUGCACCAGUUCCAGAGAGUGAGGGAGAGAACUAUGUAUGAAGGCAUCAAAGGACGACCACAUAUGUAUUACAGUAUCCCAUGUUGUGACUGGU
Molecule: messenger RNA, 2715 nt
Organism: Marchantia polymorpha subsp. ruderalis
Lineage: Eukaryota; Viridiplantae; Streptophyta; Marchantiopsida; Marchantiales; Marchantiaceae
Source: the annotation of a GenBank genome assembly